AACAGGCCUAGCAUCACCCACCAAACAUUCUCGCCCGUACGUAGACGAUCAGUGACGAAGAAGAGCAGCAGUGUAGAUCACCGCUGUCUCGUCUCACUACAUUCUCUACUUGACACUCCUCCACCAUGAUCCGCCCCAUCUCCCUCUCGCGUCGCACCCUCACCUCAAGCAUCUUCUUCGCCACCUUCUUUGGUUCAGUCCUUACCGUUGCUGCCUCGACUCUCCUGCCAUGCCCGGCCCGAAGGGGUGGAUACAAGUUGAAGAGAAAGGCAGGAGAGGCGGAUAAGGGAGGCUUUACAGCAAUUAUGGCGUAUGCCAUCAACACCACUCUUGAAAGCCUUAAGGGGGCUGUCCACAUCCCGGGGGUCUGACGCCUCGACAAGAGCGCCGCAAGCUACCCUCGAGCUCAAGACACAUUCUCGAAUGAGGGCAACCUUUGCUCGACACACGUUGAAAGAUAUACCCUCCUCGAGACAAGCCGGUGCAACAUU
Microstroma glucosiphilum is the source of this 491-nucleotide messenger RNA. RefSeq lists its product as hypothetical. The transcript is spliced from 3 exons. The coding region runs from base 126 to 371 and encodes 81 amino acids. NCBI's taxonomy places the organism in Eukaryota, Fungi, Basidiomycota, Exobasidiomycetes, Microstromatales, Microstromataceae. The record is from RefSeq and is a predicted model, not a curated record.